GUUGGGUACUUGAACCUUUCAGCCCCAAUCCAGCACACCAAAUCACUCCCAAGGUCACCUGUUCAAAUCCCACCUCACUCACAUUGAUUCUGUGCAACUACUGUACAAGAUGCGAUUGGUUGGGCUGAUAGUCUUAGCAACACUGAAACAUUGUGCCGGUGUGGAGCCACCAGAUGAAUGUCUGACAUGGCACAGAACUGUCUGUGUCCGAACAGAUUUGAGCUGGAAAGUCAAUGGGAAUACUGCAAAUCUUCACUGUGAUACUUGUCAUCAUGAUAGCCCAUCAUUUCAACGGAAGCCCUGCCCCAGGGAUGGGGGCAUCCUGGAGCCAAUGUAUGGCAACCGCCAAUGUGCGUACUGUGGUUACAGGGUUGAGAAAGGUGCCCACUCAAUGAUUUGCAAAACCUGCAAUUUGUCCCCAAUAGAAUAUACCCUACAAAGGAAGGCCUGCGACCAAUGUGGAAGGAGACCUCUCACCAUGUCAGAGAUUGUUAAGAUAUACGAUGACAAUGUCCUGCCCAGAGAUAGAAACACCUACAGAAUAGAUCGGCCCUUUGGAUGAAUUCAAUGCCAUCAGAAGUCUCAGGAUCAUAUGAACAACAAAUUAAAUUCUGUAACAUCCAAGUCUGAUCAGAAACAAGUUACAACCCCCCCCCCCCUCUCAUAAAAAACUCAAACAAAAAAACUGAAGCAUAAAAAAGAAAACCAAAACCCAAAAAA
This is a messenger RNA of Puccinia graminis f. sp. tritici CRL 75-36-700-3, 720 nucleotides long. RefSeq lists its product as uncharacterized. Lineage: Eukaryota; Fungi; Basidiomycota; Pucciniomycetes; Pucciniales; Pucciniaceae. The record is from RefSeq and is a predicted model, not a curated record. The coding region runs from base 110 to 562 and encodes 150 amino acids. The transcript has a single exon.